Sphaeramia orbicularis (orbiculate cardinalfish) is the source of this 1389-nucleotide messenger RNA. RefSeq names its product polymerase (RNA) III (DNA directed) polypeptide D (gene polr3d). Gene Ontology annotation, biological process: tRNA transcription by RNA polymerase III. Gene Ontology annotation, molecular function: DNA binding. The record is from RefSeq and is a predicted model, not a curated record. The transcript has 9 exons. Lineage: Eukaryota; Metazoa; Chordata; Actinopteri; Kurtiformes; Apogonidae. The coding region runs from base 128 to 1279 and encodes 383 amino acids. Gene Ontology annotation, cellular component: RNA polymerase III complex.
AGUGUCAUGGCGGCGUGAAUCAUGCAGUGUCAGAAACAGAAAUAGAACUCGCCGAAAGCAAUCUGUAAUGACUCUUCUUGCUAGUUUGGAUUUAUUCUCUCAUUAGGAAGUCCGGGAAACACAAACGAUGGCAGAUUCAGGCUCUGGUGACUCCAGUGGUCAACGAGUGCCAACCCCUGGAGGGAGUGGGGUUGGACUGCUGUCGGGCCGCCGACCAACAGCUGCCAUCACUGCCGGCCGCCUGCCUUCGAUGCGCUCUAGAGACCUCACACUGGGAGGAGUUAAGAAGAAAACGUUUACACCCAAUAUUAUUGGCCGAAAAGUCAAAGAAGAAACAAAAGUUGAAGGAGGGCAAAGGAGAGACAGAAGGGAUGCAGAUCGAGGCAGAGGCCCGAGAGACCGAGGCAGAGGCAGGGGUCGCCCAGAAGUCAUCCAGUCUCACUCUAUUUUUGAACAGGGACCUGCAGAGAUGAUGAUGAAAAAGAGAGGCGUUUAUGAGAGCGAACGAGACGCCCCCAGCAUGGGACCUUCACCCAUCAUCAACAUCAAAAAAGAGAAGAGAGAGACCGAGGAAGAAACCAAAGAGAUUCUACGCAAGUUGGAGCGAGACAAUUUCAUAGAUGACCCCUUUCUGAGGAGUGAGCAGAGAAGCUGCCCUGUACAGGUGCCUCUCGCUGUAUCAGGAUGGGGAUUUAAGGAGGAGUUUAAGGUUAAAGUUGAGAAGGUAGAGGAGGAUAUUGAACCCAUGGAUGCUUCGGUCGAAGUGAAAAAGGAGCCAGAAGAAACGGAAAUAAAGGCUGAAUCAUCUUUUAGGCCUCCGCCCCUUCCCGAGCCUGAGGUUCUGCCUGACCUGUUGCACCGGUGGAGUCUGAGCAAAGGGGAGGAGCUGUUCUUCAUGCAGUUACCUGACUCACUGCCUGGCCAGCCUCCUACCAAAGAGCAAAGACCAGUGAAAACUGAGGUGCAGUCAGAGGAUGGGCAGUCGGUGCUUCUGAAGACAGAGUCUCAGGAAGUAGAAGUUGAAGAAAACAACUGUAAUCUGAAGGAUCUGCGGGAAGGUCUUAUAGGAAAGAUGCUGGUGCGGAAGUCUGGCCGAGUGCAACUUAUUCUGGGACAAGUGACACUAGAUGUGUCGCUAGGAACGACAUGCUCUUUCCUGCAGGAACUGGUCUCCAUCGGCACAGAGGGACAGACAGGUGACUUAACUGUAUUGGGACAUAUCAAACAUAAAAUGGUUUGCUCUCCAGACUUUGAGGCUCUCUUACAGGGCAGUACGUGAUGCUCUUCAGAUGGAAGUCUCAGCCUCCUUGAGCCUAAUUACAGUAUUCGGUCAUAGUAUUGACGCAGUUUUCAUUAUUAUUACGAAUUAUCUCAUUGGAACCUGACAUU